UAGUAUUUUCCAUUUUGCUGUGUAUACUUCUUCCUCCCUCAAACGUGCUCUGCAACAUUGACGGUUUUAUUAGGAAGUCCAUGGCUUCUCCUGCUCAUUUCGAUGAGGACUUUGAUUUCGGAGGCGAAUUUGGCGGAAGGCAUUCAGGUGAUAAGAGGCCAUCUCCUGAUUAUGAUGAUGAAGAUUAUGACAAUGAUCCUUUUGCGCCAAAGAAGAUCAAAUCAAAAGCUGAAGAAGCUGCCUCUGGUGUAACAACAGGAAUGAUUUUGUCACUUCGCGAGAGUCUUCAGAACUGUAAGGAUACACUUGAAACAUGCCAAAAUGAACUUGAGGCUGCAAAAUCUGAGAUUCAGGGUUGGCAUUCUUCACUUGAAAAUGAAUCUUGUGUACGUGCUGGGAUCACUCCAGAGCCCAAAAUGUUGAUUAAUUAUCUUCAGGCCCUGAAAUCCUCUGAAGAGUCUUUAAGAGAGCAGCUUGAAAAAGCAAAGAAAAAGGAAGCUGCAUUCAUUGUAACUUUUGCAAAAAGGGAACAAGAGAUAGCAGAGUUGAAGUCUGCUGUGCGGGAUUUGAAAGCACAACUCAAGCCGCCAUCAAUGCAGGCAAGGAGGUUGUUACUAGAUCCGGCUGUUCACGAGGAGUUCACACGUUUAAAGAAUUUAGUUGAGGAAAAGGACAAAAAAGUAAAGGAGUUGCAAGAAAACAUUGCUGCUGUAAGUUUUACUCCCCAAAGCAAGAUGGGGAAGAUGCUGAUGGCUAAAUGUAGAACCUUACAGGAGGAAAAUGAGGAGAUUGGAAAUCAAGCCUCUGAGGGGAAGAUACAUGAAUUAACAAUGAAACUUGCAUUACAGAAGUCCCAGAAUGUCCAACUCAGAAAUCAAUUUGAAGGGUUGCAGAAGCACAUGGAAGGACUGACUAACGAUGUGGAAAGAUCCAAUGAAAUGGUUCUUAUGUUGCAAGAUAAAUUAGAAGAGAAGGAUCGGGAGAUCGAAAGACUCAAACAUGAGCUACAGACGCCAAAAAAGUUCAGAGAGGAUGAACGGUCAGAUGCACCGUUUAAUAGUAAUGACAGGGAUGAAGUGAUACCUGGGGAAGCUGCCAACUUAUUGUAGAAAACAUUCAAA
Molecule: messenger RNA, 1121 nt
Organism: Gastrolobium bilobum
Lineage: Eukaryota; Viridiplantae; Streptophyta; Magnoliopsida; Fabales; Fabaceae
Product: FKBP12-interacting protein of 37 kDa-like
Exons: 14
Coding region: 81-1109 (342 amino acids)
Biological process (GO): regulation of alternative mRNA splicing, via spliceosome
Cellular component (GO): nucleus
Source: RefSeq, a predicted model, not a curated record